Molecule: messenger RNA, 2352 nt
Organism: Onychomys torridus (southern grasshopper mouse)
Lineage: Eukaryota; Metazoa; Chordata; Mammalia; Rodentia; Cricetidae
Product: taste receptor cell protein 1
Source: RefSeq, a predicted model, not a curated record
AUGGACAAGCAGUGGUUUCCUGCAGCUGGAAUUCUCCUGGCUGCCUUGCUGGCAGGCUCAGCUUCUACCCUGACCCUUCCUUCUACGCAUGAAGACCUUAAGCAGUUUCCUUCAGCCCCUGGCACAUCUGCUCAGCAAAGCAGCAGCAUUCCUCUGGACUUCCUGACAGAAACUGUUGGCCACAUCAACUCAGUUGAGAGGGGACUGGAGGCCCUGGAGAGGAGGGCAGGAGCCCUUUCUACAGAGGCAGUUGGAGGCCAAGAGUUCCCCUCAAUGCCUGGCCUCUUAGGAAGUACCAGGCCCUUGCUCAGGGUCAUACCUGGACCAAUCCCCUCAGCCCUGACCACAUCUGCAGCCCACGUGACUGUUGACUCUCAGCCAGUGUCAUCUGGGGCUGACCCUGUAAAGAAAAACGUGGCCUCUGGAACUCUAGAAACAAUCACUAUGUCAUCGCCACAGCCUUCUCUCACACGUGGAUCCAAGCAGAAGUUCAGCAAGGUCUCCAGGUUGUGUUCAACAGUCCCUGCCUCUGCAUCACUGGAGACAAUUGAUGCACCUAAACCAACAUGGCAUCCAAUAAGAGCUCCUUUUCUCUCCAUAUUUUCUAGAUCUCUGUGCCUGUUAUGGAACACCUCCAGUCCCACUGCAUGGAGGGAUGGCCACUCCAGGCUGGAGGCAUCCUCAGGGAGAUCAGGGCCGGACCUGACCUCCGAAUCCUUUCCAGUGGCUUCUGGGUCAUCUGAAAACACUGUAGCUUUGGGCACAGGCCCAGGAGCCCGUGCUUCUGUGUGGCUGUUGUUCUCAGCAACAUCACCUUCACAUCCAUCCUCCCCCGACUCCCCACCCUCCUCAUCGGCACUGCUCCUGCCUUCAUCCUCAACCCUGGCCCCCAUUUCCUCUGUCACCACAGGAAACAGGGACCCUCCUAAACCCUCUGUGUCUGUGACUGCACCCUCAGCUAUAGACUCUUCCAUUAAAACCUCAAACCUUACACCCCUGAUGGCCCUACGACCCAGCCACCCUAGGCCAUUGGUUUCUACCACCCCAAUCCGCCUGCCCACCCUCUCCCUCCAACAUUUCUCCAAACCUCCCUCUGUCCCACACAGCUCGAGCUUCACAGAGGUAUCUAGGGAUGCUGAUGCUAGCCAGUCCUCUGCCCUGCCUCACCCUGGCCAAGAUGUGACUUUGCAGGACCUGAGUUCCUCCACUCCAGGACCUAGUCAUGUGACUCACUCUGUGACCUUCAGGAUCAACAGCAAAUGCCUCACAACAGCUGUCAGGAACCUGGUAGCCCUGGAGUGCCCGCUGCUGAAUAAGCUUAUCUGCUACCAGCUCCAGCUUAUCUACCAUGAGACCUUCUCCAGCUUCAAGAAUGUCAGUGCCCUGCUGUUUCGGCCUGGUUCUACAGAAGUGAAAGCCUCACUGGUGUUUGGGCAGCCGGAUCCCUCAGCCCUAGAAAUCCUCUGGACUUUGUACCGCAAAGCGAAGGCCUCCAGAUGGCUGCUUGGGUACCUGUCCCUGGCUGACAGCAGCCUCUCCGCUGAUGGGCACAACAUGACAGACCUUACCCUGGAAACCAUCAACAUCAGCUUCACACUCAUGAGGCCCUUCCUGCCCCAGCUGCUUCUGCCUGGUUCGCAACCUUUUAUCCUGUUGGAGAAGCAGAUCCUCCAGCUGGUCACCCAGGAGGUGUCAAGAUUCUACAAGGCUAAGCCCCAGGACCAGCCCCUGCUCCUAUUCAGCAAUGUGAACGAGUGGGUGAGCAUUUACAUGGAAUACAAGUUCAAGAGUUCCAUCCCCACCCACCUCAAAGGCCUGGCCAGUUACCUGGCCCAUCACAUAACAGACCCCACCCUCCAGAAAUCCAGCAUGGUGGCCAAUGGGGAGAAAGCAGAGCUGGCGCUUUAUGAGACUUGGCUCCUGAUCCUGGGUCACCCCUUCACCAAGGCCAUGGAGAACAAGACUCGUUCUGAGUCCCAGGAGCUUCGUGGUCGGCUGACAAAAUGGCUAACCUCAGCCCUCCAGCCUCUGCAGAACUUUGCUCAAGUGGUGGUGGAGGGAUUCCAGCAGGAACCACUGACUGCCAAAGUGCAAGCUGCCUUCUUUGGGGCUGCACCAGCCCAGGCCAUCAUUCAAGACUGCAUGCACCAAGCCCUGAGCUUCCUGCAGGAAACUGAGGGUCUCCAGUUGGAGAUGCUCCUCCCAGCCCUUGGCAUCCCCAGCUUCGAAGCCUCCAGAGGCUCCAGCCAUGGGUUCACGCCAAACCUCCAGCUCAUCACUUCUCUCCUUGUCCUGGUGGCCCUUGGUGCUGCUCCCCACUUCACCGAGAAGCAAAUCUCAUACCUCUCCUAG